Diceros bicornis minor is the source of this 4374-nucleotide messenger RNA. RefSeq names its product PTPRF interacting protein alpha 2 (gene PPFIA2). The coding region runs from base 601 to 4281 and encodes 1226 amino acids. The record is from RefSeq and is a predicted model, not a curated record. Gene Ontology annotation, molecular function: protein binding. The transcript has 30 exons. Gene Ontology annotation, cellular component: presynaptic active zone. Lineage: Eukaryota; Metazoa; Chordata; Mammalia; Perissodactyla; Rhinocerotidae. Gene Ontology annotation, biological process: synapse organization.
ACUCCCGGCGUUAGCCAUAAACUCUGGAAGGGCUCCAGGUGGGGGACAGGGUGGAGAACUUCCCUUCUAGACACUCCUCACACCUUUUCCCAAAGCUCACGUUUUUGGGGGACACCCUCCGGGUGGCCCGGACGCGGAGGGGGAGCAGCGCCGCUUGGUUAAGUUUCUGCAAGUCAAACCCGGUCCCCAGUUGCCGGCUCCUCGCCCCGGGUCUCCAGCUGCACGCGGGGAGCUGCGGCUGCUCAGGCAAAGGAGCCGCUGCUGCUUUAAGAGCCGCCUCCCCCUCUCCUCCCUUUGACAAUGGUCUGAACCGAGCUCUGCUUCCCAAAGCAAAAUUCGUAAUAUGCCAUUUUUCCGAUGGACGCUUCUCCUUUUGGCUGCUGACGGAGCCGCGGGAAGAUGCCGAGUUGCUGCCACGCCACCCAGCCGGGGCACGUUCCAGGAGGGCGCCGGGGCACGCGAGUGUCUGAGCUGCCCUUUUCCCGUUGCUAGGGAAGUGGUCCAGGAGUGCCGGCUGUGAGCCUCCCCUCUCGUCAAGCCGAGACUGCGGUUGUCACUCAUCAAUUGAAGAAGCAAGACCCGAAAUUACAGACAUUAGCAAUGAUGUGUGAAGUGAUGCCCACGAUUAAUGAGGACACCCCAAUGAGCCAAAGGGGGUCCCAAAGCAGUGGCUCGGACUCAGACUCCCAUUUCGAGCAGCUGAUGGUGAAUAUGCUAGAUGAAAGGGAUCGUCUUCUAGACACUCUUCGGGAGACUCAAGAAAGCCUCUCACUUGCCCAGCAAAGACUGCAGGAUGUCAUCUAUGACAGAGAUUCGCUCCAGAGACAGCUCAAUUCAGCCCUGCCACAGGAUAUCGAAUCCCUAACAGGAGGGCUGGCUGGUUCUAAGGGGGCUGAUCCACCGGAAUUUGCUGCACUGACAAAAGAAUUAAAUGCCUGCAGGGAACAACUUCUAGAAAAGGAAGAAGAAAUUUCUGAACUUAAAGCUGAAAGAAACAACACAAGACUGUUACUGGAGCAUUUGGAGUGCCUUGUGUCCCGCCAUGAAAGAUCACUGAGAAUGACGGUGGUAAAGCGGCAAGCCCAGUCCCCCUCGGGAGUUUCCAGCGAAGUCGAGGUUCUCAAGGCGCUGAAAUCUUUGUUUGAGCACCACAAGGCCUUGGAUGAAAAGGUAAGGGAGCGACUGAGGGUUUCUUUAGAAAGAGUCUCUGCACUGGAAGAAGAACUAGCUGCUGCUAAUCAGGAGAUUGUUGCCUUGCGUGAACAGAAUGUUCAUAUACAAAGAAAAAUGGCAUCAAGUGAGGGAUCCACAGAGUCAGAACAUCUUGAAGGGAUGGAACCUGGCCAGAAAGUCCAUGAAAAGCGUUUGUCCAAUGGUUCUAUAGACUCAACUGAUGAAACUAGUCAAAUAGUAGAACUACAAGAAUUGCUUGAAAAGCAAAACUAUGAAAUGGCCCAAAUGAAAGAACGUUUAGCAGCCCUUUCUUCCCGAGUGGGAGAGGUGGAACAGGAAGCAGAGACGGCGAGAAAGGAUCUCAUUAAAACAGAAGAAAUGAACACUAAAUAUCAAAGGGACAUCAGGGAGGCCAUGGCACAGAAGGAAGAUAUGGAAGAAAGAAUCACGACUCUUGAGAAGCGUUACCUCAGUGCUCAGAGAGAAUCUACCUCCAUACAUGACAUGAAUGAUAAACUAGAAAAUGAGUUAGCAAAUAAAGAGGCCAUCCUACGGCAGAUGGAAGAGAAGAACAGACAGUUACAAGAGCGUCUUGAGCUGGCUGAGCAAAAGUUGCAGCAGACUAUGAGAAAAGCUGAAACCUUACCUGAAGUCGAGGCUGAACUGGCUCAGAGAAUUGCAGCCCUGACAAAGGCUGAAGAAAGACAUGGAAAUAUUGAAGAACGUAUGAGACAUCUAGAAGGUCAACUUGAAGAGAAAAAUCAAGAACUUCAAAGAGCCAGGCAAAGAGAGAAAAUGAAUGAGGAGCACAACAAGAGAUUAUCCGAUACUGUGGACAGACUUCUGACUGAAUCCAAUGAACGCUUACAGCUCCACUUAAAGGAAAGAAUGGCUGCUCUGGAAGAGAAGAAUGUUUUAAUUCAAGAAUCAGAAACAUUUAGAAAGAAUCUGGAAGAAUCUUUACAUGAUAAGGAAAGAUUAGCAGAAGAAAUUGAAAAGCUGAGAUCUGAACUUGACCAAUUGAAAAUGAGAACUGGCUCUUUAAUUGAACCCACAAUAUCAAGAACACAUCUAGACACCUCAGCUGAGCUGCGGUAUUCAGUUGGAUCUCUAGUGGAGGGCCAGCCUGACUACAGAACAACUAAAGUGAUAAGAAGACCAAGGAGAGGCCGCAUGGGUGUGCGAAGAGAUGAGCCAAAGGUGAAAUCUCUUGGGGAUCAUGAGUGGAAUAGAACUCAACAAAUUGGAGUGCUAAGUAGCCACCCUUUUGAAAGUGACACGGAAAUGUCUGAUAUUGAUGAUGACGACAGAGAAACAAUAUUUAGCUCAAUGGAUCUUCUCUCUCCAAGUGGUCAUUCUGAUGCCCAGACUCUAGCCAUGAUGCUUCAGGAACAAUUGGAUGCCAUCAACAAAGAAAUCAGGCUAAUUCAAGAAGAAAAAGAAUCGACAGAGUUACGUGCGGAAGAAAUCGAGAAUAGAGUGGCUAGUGUGAGCCUGGAAGGCCUGAAUUUGGCGAGGGUGCACCCAGGUACCUCCAUCACUGCCUCGGUUACAGCUUCUUCACUGGCCAGUUCAUCUCCCCCCAGUGGACACUCAACGCCGAAGCUCACCCCGCGAAGUCCCGCCAGGGAAAUGGACCGGAUGGGAGUCAUGACACUGCCAAGUGAUCUAAGGAAACAUCGGAGAAAGAUCGCAGUGGUGGAGGAAGAUGGUCGGGAGGAUAAAGCAACAAUUAAAUGUGAAACUUCUCCUCCCCCUACCCCUAGAGCCAUCAGGAUGACCCACACCCUCCCUUCUUCCUACCACAAUGAGGCCCGAAGUAGUUUAUCUGCCUCCCUUGAGACAGAAAGCCUCGGGCUUGGCAGUGCCAACAGCAGCCAAGACUCUCUUCACAAAGCCCCCAAGAAGAAAGGAAUCAAGUCUUCAAUAGGACGCCUGUUUGGUAAAAAAGAGAAGGCUCGACUUGGACAGCUCCGAGGCUUCAUGGAGACUGAAGCUGCGGCUCAGGAGUCCCUGGGAUUAGGCAAACUCGGAACUCAAGCUGAGAAGGACAGAAGACUAAAGAAAAAGCAUGAACUUCUAGAAGAAGCUCGGAGAAAGGGAUUACCUUUUGCUCAAUGGGAUGGGCCCACUGUGGUCGCAUGGCUAGAGCUCUGGUUGGGAAUGCCUGCUUGGUACGUGGCAGCCUGCCGAGCCAACGUGAAGAGUGGUGCCAUCAUGUCUGCUUUAUCAGACACUGAGAUUCAGAGAGAAAUUGGGAUCAGCAAUCCUCUGCAUCGCUUAAAGCUCCGAUUAGCAAUCCAGGAGAUGGUUUCCCUAACAAGUCCUUCAGCUCCUCCAACAUCCAGAACUUGUCCGGUUUUUCUACAGACCCUGGCAUAUGGAGAUAUGAACCACGAGUGGAUUGGAAAUGAAUGGCUUCCCAGCCUGGGGUUACCUCAAUACAGAAGCUAUUUUAUGGAAUGCCUGGUAGAUGCAAGAAUGUUAGAUCACCUAACAAAAAAAGAUCUCCGUGUCCAUUUAAAAAUGGUGGAUAGUUUCCAUCGAACAAGUUUACAGUAUGGAAUUAUGUGCUUAAAACGGUUGAAUUAUGACAGAAAAGAACUAGAAAGACGACGCGAAGCAAGUCAACAUGAAAUAAAAGAUGUGUUGGUGUGGAGCAAUGAUCGAGUUAUUCGCUGGAUACAAGCAAUUGGACUUCGAGAAUAUGCGAAUAAUAUUCUUGAAAGUGGUGUGCAUGGCUCACUUAUAGCCCUGGAUGAGAACUUUGACUACAGCAGCUUAGCUUUAUUACUACAGAUUCCAACCCAGAACACCCAGGCGAGGCAGAUUCUUGAAAGGGAAUACAAUAACCUCCUGGCUCUGGGAACUGAACGGCGACUGGAUGAAAGUGAUGACAAGAAUUUCAGGCGUGGGUCGACCUGGAGAAGGCAGUUUCCUCCCCGGGAAGUACAUGGAAUCAGCAUGAUGCCUGGGUCCUCAGAAACAUUACCGGCUGGAUUUAGGUUAACCACAACAUCUGGGCAGUCAAGGAAAAUGACAACGGAUGUUGCUUCAUCAAGACUGCAGAGGUUAGACAACUCCACUGUUCGCACAUACUCAUGUUGACAAGCCACUCAAAGGAGGCAGCACUGACUUGCUAUGUCGUCUUUUCAGUCUACUCUACCUAAAGUGCACUACCAUCUAAGAAGACGAGCAGUG